UACCUGCCCGAGAGCCGCUGCCACCCUGGGCCGCGCUGAGGGAAGCUCCUCCCUUGCGGCAGCUCUCGGCGGCCCCGGCGGGGGCGGGGGGGCCGUCCCGACCCUUUCUCGGGCGGAGGCGGUAGCGGCGUGUGCGCCGCUCCGUGCCCCGCCUCCCGCCAGCCUCCCCGCCCCCGCGGUGCCGCCGCUGCCCGCUCCGGCUGGUGGCGCCCGGGCUGCUGCCCGUGACCGCUGCUGGCUGCCCGCGGUGCUGCCGGGCCUGCGGCACCGGGCGCUGGAGCGGCCAUCGCCGCCCGCCUGCGUGCUGCCGGGGCCCGGGCUGGCUUCGCAUCGCCGCGCCACCGCUUCCCCGCUGCGCCAUGGCGACCGACGGUGCCUUUCCCCUGGGCUGGAGUGAUGUGGGAGCUACUGGUUGUGUAUGAAGGACAAGAAAUAAAGCAAUUGAUAAAGGGAAGAAAUAAAACAUCUGACAAAUGGAAGCCAUGAAGAUAUCAAAGCGGUUCUUUGCUUUUGGGAUUUUGGCAUGCAUAGCUAUUUAUGUUGCGUACAUAAAAUGGCACUUGGAUUCCAAAUCAAUGGUGGGAGCCACAGAAGGAGUUGCUGAGAGCAAGGGAGACAAACUGAACCAUCAGGCAGUGACUACAGAUCUCUCAGUCUUUUAUGGAAUUAUGUUUGAUGCAGGAAGCACAGGAACUCGCAUCCAUAUUUUUAAAUUUACACAGCAGCCUAAAGAGACUCCCAAAUUAACCCGUGAGACAUUUAAAGCACUGAAGCCAGGUCUAUCUGCAUAUGCUGAUGAUGUCGAAAAGAGUGGCCAGGGAAUAAAGGAGCUCCUGGAGGUGGCGAAGAGGGAAGUUCCGAUGGAGCUGUGGAAGUUUACUCCUCUGGUCCUGAAAGCCACAGCUGGCCUACGGUUGCUGCCGGGAGAGAAAGCUCAGAAGUUGCUGGAUAAGGUGAAGGAGAUUUUUCAGGCCUCCCCCUUCUUUGUGCGGGACAACUGCGUGUCAAUAAUGAAUGGAACCGAUGAAGGUAUUUCAGCCUGGAUCACAAUAAAUUUUUUAACAGGUAGCCUAGAUGAUCCGCAGAAGAGAAGUGUAGGGAUGCUUGAUUUGGGUGGUGGAUCAACACAGAUCACCUUCCUUCCACGCACCGAGGCAACUCUCCAGACAUCACCAGCUGGCCAUACAACUUCAUUUCGGAUGUUUAACACCACCUACAAGCUGUAUUCGUACAGUUACCUGGGACUUGGGCUGAUGUCGGCAAGGCUUGCCAUUUUAGGAGGAGUUGAGGGAAAACCCUUAGGAGAAGGAGAGGAAUUGAUCAGCCCUUGUUUGCCACCUGGCUUCAAAUCUGAAUGGCAACAUGCUGAGAUAGUGUACAAAAUUAAAGGACAGAAGGCAGGUGAGCCUCUGUAUGAGUCUUGUUCUAAUAAAGUGGCAAAGAUGCUCUACAAAAAAGUGCAUAAAGCUGAGGAAGUGAAAGACUUGGAUUUUUACACUUUCUCCUACUACUAUGACCGUGCAGCAGAGGUUGGUCUUAUAGAUAAAGAGAAGGGAGGAAGCUUAACUGUCAGUGAUUUUGAAAUUGCAGCUAAAUACGUAUGCAAGACCAUGGAAAUCAGCCCUGGAAGCAGCCCGUUUCUCUGCAUGGAUCUCACGUACAUCACCUUCCUCCUGCAAGAGCUGGGCUUCCCGAAGAGCCAAGUCUUUAAGCUUGCCCGGAAGAUUGACAAUGUUGAAACGAGCUGGGCGUUGGGAGCCACUUUUCAUUACAUCGACUCACUCAAUAGGCUGCACUACUGAAGCUUCUUGGAGGCGACUUUCAGGAAUCUCAGUUUUUGGAAGCCCAACUUGGAGAAUCUCCUGAAGGGCCUGCUUUUGGCUUCCAGAGACCUUUGGUUGGUCAUCAUAAACUAGGCCCCUUUCCUCCCACCCCCUGCCAGUUCCCUCCAUCACUAGUUCUUUUUGACAGUGCAGAGUGCAGUGUCUAAAGAAUAAGCCUUGAUUUGACGGCAUCUGCAGUCAACUUGAUGUAAAACUUGAUCGUUGCUGAAGGAAAACCAGGACUCUGUAGGACACUAUGAUCUUUAUGAGAAAAAUGCACCAUUUUGGAAUAUGCCUGUACUAUGUGCUUGUACUGUGCUGAAGUCGCUGUAGGAAAUGUUCACGCCAGAAGGAACUCUUUGCCGUCCUGAUUUCAGGUGUUUUUUCCUGUUUGUCAGCAUUUUUCAGUGAUGAUUUUUAUUUUACUACUUCUGUGGUUGAAGGUGAACUUGUGUGUGUGUGUGCAAAGAUGCUGACAGGCAGCAGCUUUGAAAUGCAGUGUGGAAGUCUGGGCCGUGCUUUCCAGUUGCUGAAACAAAAGCACAGGAGCACUCUGGAAUCUGAUAUGGACUGAGAGUCAGAGCCUCUGUGGCCGGCAGGGUUAAAGCCUGCUGCCUCAUGUGGCUUCCGGGGCUGUUGGAAGAUGGAUGCUGGAGGACAACAUGGGAUUUGCUGGAUCUGGAUGAGCCAGGCUCAGGAGUUGGGUACAGGGCUGAUGGUGGGUUUGAUAGUUGUAGAGCUGGUCAGGAUUAAGGUUGGUGAACAAGAUGCAGCCAUGAAAAUAAACCCUGUGCAUGGCUUAUUGGACCUCACAGGUGCUUUUGUCUUGGCAAGGUUGGUGCAGGGCCCAGGAUGAAUUGCAUGUACAUGGUGUUUUGGGUGCCGCUUCCUGCAGAUGCAUCUCACUGGGAUAAAUGAAUGUUGUGGUUGCACUGAGCCGUGGCAGGGCAGCUGCAAUGCACCACUCCAGCAGUGCCCUGUACACUGGAUGGGAGCAACCUCGGAGGCAGCAGGAACUGGAGGGGAUGUGCUGCACUGUUUGUAAUCUAACUGUGGAAUUGUGUAGUGUUUGUGUGGAUGUUCAGAGCAGACCCCCUUGGUCUUUUGGGGGUGCAGAAGAGACCCUGGCGAGCCAGCAGCGCCUGUCUCCGCUCAUGGGCUCAUGGCCACAGCUGUCCCCUUUCCCUGGGGCAGCACGAGGUGCUGCAGUGGCGCAUGGUGCUGCUGCCUCUGCGGCCGAGUGUACUGGGGGUGCUUGAACCCCACUGUACUGGCAAUAAAACUCCGACUGAAAAUGAAAA
Falco peregrinus (peregrine falcon) is the source of this 3124-nucleotide messenger RNA. RefSeq names its product ectonucleoside triphosphate diphosphohydrolase 6 (gene ENTPD6). The coding region runs from base 474 to 1802 and encodes 442 amino acids. Gene Ontology annotation, molecular function: UDP phosphatase activity; GDP phosphatase activity. Lineage: Eukaryota; Metazoa; Chordata; Aves; Falconiformes; Falconidae. The record is from RefSeq and is a predicted model, not a curated record. Gene Ontology annotation, cellular component: Golgi apparatus; membrane. The transcript is spliced from 14 exons. Gene Ontology annotation, biological process: nucleoside diphosphate catabolic process.